GGAGGUGUCACCACCCCGCGUGGAUGCUGGAAGAUGCCGUCCCGAAGGGUAUAAAUAAGGAGAGGCUGCCCAGGCAGAGCUGCAGAGCAGAAGCAGCUUCGCCUGAAGGAGAUCUGUUCCUGACACGACCGCGUUUGCCAUUCCCUGCCAGCCACCAUGACUCUGAAGGCAGCUGCCUUCCUCCUCGGCUUCUUGGCUGUCACUGCAGGGGCCCAGGACAGCCUCAAUCCCAGGCAGAUGGCUGAUGUGGUCUGGCAGUACUUCACCCAGCUGGGCAGCAGCGCCGAGGAGACCGUGAGGGAGAUCCAGCAGUUGGAAAUCAGCAAGCAGCUUAAUGCCCUGAUCCAGGACAACCUCCAGACUGUCAACACCUACGCCGAGCAAAUACAGAAAAAGGUGGUCCCGUAUAUCAUGCAGCUGCAUGCCCAGCUAGGUGAGGAAGGGGAGAAGAUGAAGGAGAGAAUCAGGCAAGACCUGGAGCAGCUCCAGACUGAUAUUGGCCCCUUCGCUGCGGAGGUCCAGAACCAGAUGACCACAAUUGCCCAGAACCUGAAAGACAAGUUGACGCUCAGCACCCAGCAGCUGCAAGCGACGGCAGAUGAGCUGACUGCACAGAUGCGUGAGCAACUGGCAUCCUCGGUGCAGGAAUUGCAGGCCAAGGUGAAGGAGAAUGUGGGCGACCUCCCAGCCGCCCUCUCCCCCUACGUUGAUAGGAUUCAGCAGACCAUCAACCAGCAAGUGGCAGACAUCAAGGGGCAGCUGGCCCUUUUCCCCGAGGAAUUGAAGGCCAAGGUGGAUCAGGCGGUGGAGGAGCUGCACGGGCGCCUGUUGCUCUACGCCCAGACCACGCCGGAGCAGCUGAAGCGGCAGCUGGAGGGACUCUCCUUCCAGGUGGCGAAGAGCACGGAGGGCUUGCGGGGCAAGCUCCUGGCGGAAAGUGAGCAGCUGCGCGAGAAGCUCGACGCCCUUCUCCAGGGAGACCUGCCGACCCACCUGGCCAGCCUGAAGGGAGACUUCGGGAAGCAGAUCGAGGAGUUCCGCCAGCGAGUGGGCUCCUACGGGGAGGGCUUCAACCAGUUCGUAGUGGAGAAGGUGCAGGAGCUGGGCCUGAAGCUGCAGCCCCACGCCGGCGGGGCGGACGACCACCUCGGCUUCCUGGAGAAGGAAGUGCAGGACAAGAUCGUCGCCUUCGUGGACGCGCUCCAGCAGACGGAAGAGGCCCUCCUUCCCGCCGCGGAGGCCUGAUGCGGAAGAGCCCCAGACUUUGCUGGUUGAAAUAAAACCGCACACCUCGCUCGUGUCGGGUCUACGAUGUUCAAACCCCAAUAUAGAGAGAUCCCUUGAAACCCAAAGUAGAUUCAGAAAAGAUGUCGUUUAUUGGAGGACGCGCGCAGCUCUAAGCCAAGCACUGCUAACGCUAAAGCCCGCGUAGUUUCCCCUCUACUUUGCCCCCCGGCCCCCCUUCACGCUAGGCGCCACUCCUGCUUCUCGCAGUGGGGCCUCGCGCGCUCCAGCCCCGGCCCUCGGUCUUCUCUCACCCCGCCGCUGAGGCAAAGCACGCUAAGAAAACGGUCCCUGAGAUCAACGUGCGCAGAUGGCGUUUGCUGUGCUAAUAAAACAGUCCUCCAGUUGA
Molecule: messenger RNA, 1633 nt
Organism: Python bivittatus (Burmese python)
Lineage: Eukaryota; Metazoa; Chordata; Lepidosauria; Squamata; Pythonidae
Product: apolipoprotein A-IV
Biological process (GO): cholesterol metabolic process; lipoprotein metabolic process; cholesterol efflux
Cellular component (GO): extracellular vesicle; chylomicron; extracellular region
Molecular function (GO): phospholipid binding; phosphatidylcholine-sterol O-acyltransferase activator activity; cholesterol transfer activity
Source: RefSeq, a predicted model, not a curated record